Molecule: messenger RNA, 3303 nt
Organism: Hyaena hyaena (striped hyena)
Lineage: Eukaryota; Metazoa; Chordata; Mammalia; Carnivora; Hyaenidae
Gene: CCDC137
Product: coiled-coil domain containing 137
Exons: 6
Coding region: 7-879 (290 amino acids)
Source: RefSeq, a predicted model, not a curated record
GUGCAGAUGGCGGGCGCCGCGCGCAGAGGGGCUUCCCGGGUCGGGACGGCGGGGCCCGGGGGUCCGGGGCGGCCGGCGGGGAGGCGGCGGCAGCUGCCGGGGAAGCAGCGACCAGCGCCGUGUCCCGCGCCCCGCAGCAAAGAAAAAAAGAAAGUAAAUUGCAAGCCCAAGAACCAGGACGACCAAGAAAUCCCUUUCCGGCUCCGAGAGAUUAUGAGAAGCCGCCAGGAGAUGAAAAAUCCCAUCAGUAACAAGAAGAGAAAGAAAGAAGCCCAGGUGGCCUUCAGAAAGAUGUUGGAGAAGGAAGCAAAGGGAGUAGAGCCAGACAUCGCUGUCCCCAAGUUUAAGCAGAGGAAGUGGGAGUCUGACAGGGCCUACAUCCAACGUAUGGAGCAGGAGACCCAGCACGUGCUCUUCCUCAGCAAGAACCAGGCGGCCCGGCAACCUGAGGUGCAGGUGGCUCCCAAGAAGGAGAAAUCGGAGAGGAAGAAAGCGUUCCAGCAACGGCGGCUGGAUAAAGUCCGGCAGAGAAGGGAGGAAAAGGCCGCAGAAAGGCUCGAGCAGGAGCUGCUCCGAGACACGGUGCACUUCGGCGAGGUCGCCCUGCAGCCCCCAGAGCUGACCGCCCGGCCCAGGAUGAGCACAAGCAGGGGCCAGCCUGCGAAGAAAUCGCUGAUGCUGAGGAGGCUUCUGAGCCCUGGUGGUGUGUCCCAGCCUCCGACCACGUCACUGGCCCGACAGCGGAUCGUUGGGGAGGAGCGGGAGCGGGCUGUGCGGGCCUACAGGGCGCUCAAGCGGCAGCGGCAGGCAGCUCAGUUACCACGGCCACUGGAUUCGCCACGCCCCGCUUCCAGGAAGAAGGCAGAGACGUGUCUGUGAUGGCGAGACCGGGGCCUCCACAGUGUGGCCGGGGAGGGCGGGUAGACCGCCUGUGGACAAGGGUCCUUCCCCUGGAACACGCCGGGACUCCCAGGCGCCCACGUACCAGCUCUCGAGUGCAGAACGGGGCUCCAGGUCUUUGCUCUCUCGUUUUUCCUCCCCUGAGAUGGCUCUUUCGUGACUGACCAUCUGCUGGGCCAUCUGCCACAGGACACUGUCCCAAGUCCCCACAGACAGGCCAGCACCUGAUUGGGAUGUAGCCAGUCGGGCAUCCCUGGCGUCAUUCCCUUGAACCCGGCGUCGCACACAGCUUUGUUCUGAACACACGGGUCCAGCCUGAGGCCCCCCACGGCCAUUUCCGGGAGGGCCCGGCCCGUAAUCCUGCCCUUAAGCACCCAUUAAUCAUAGACACUGCAGGCUUGGCCAGCCAAGCUGGUACCUCAGGCUCCGUUGGGCUCAACAGCGCCGCACAGACCAGGUGGGGGCGGGCUCAGUGCCUCGGCCACCUGGCCCCGCUCCUGGCGCCUUGUCCCUGAGGCCACACCCCCAUGCCUGGGAGACCGGUGCCACCCCCACACCGAGCUGGUUCCAGGUUUGUUCCUUGUGUCCUCAAGGUCUCUAGGGAGAGAAGAGCAGGUCUGAAGCAGCUUGACGGCAAGCACAGGACCCUGACCCCACGACUUUCUCGUGGCUGAAGAGGCUGCCGAAUUCCAGCCAAAGGAGGGAGCCGGCCACAGGACUGGGGGUGCGGGGCGGGAAGACUCCAGGGCUCCCGGAGGUCAGAGGUGGAAGCUUGAAGGGGAGGAGUCCUGCUCUCGUCCCUGCGAGGGCCCCUGGCUCCUCCCUCGGGCUCACCGGCUCAGGAGCCUCUGGCUGGCAGAGCUGGGCCGGGACAGCUUGGAGGUGCCAUCCCCGCCUUGGCCAGGGUGGCCCUGCACAGUGGGGAGUGUGCACAUGUGGGUCCUUUUUGCCCCUCCCCGAGUUUGUGUCCUUUAUGUUUAUUUCAAAUCCGGAACUUUUGCGUUGAAGCCGUAUUUGAGAUCAGGCCUGCUACCAUCUUAGGAGUGUGUUUGUGGGUGGUGGGGGCCUGUCCCUUGCAUGGGGUGAGCAGGGUCCCCCCAGAUUGCAGGGGGCAGGCAGGAGCAGGGGUGAACACAGUCCCUGAGAAACACCUGUGUCCCUGGGCUCCUGCCAGGAGCAGGAAGGUGGAAGCAGGUUGUGGUUGGAGGAAAUUUGCCUUUCAAAACCGAGUUCCCACGUCAGCUGUCCUCAGGCCUGUCAGGGUCCCCAACUUGCCCAGGCCGGCUUUACCAUGAGAGAUCGCCAGGCCCAAAUCUCAGACCUGGACCCUGAGUCGGAGGCACCCCUCAGAGAUGGUGCACACACUGGGGUCACCCCUAGAGACAGAACAAAGUCUCCUGAGUGCACGGAGUUUUCUGAAGGUGGGGGGUGUAAGGAGAGCCCAUUCACCCUGCAGGCCACUUGCCCGUGACAUCUACCAGGACUCCACCCACGGGCUGGAGACCACCUGUACCUACAGCUGCUCGGCGGGACUCCUGGGUGGUGGUGCCCUUCCCCGAGAGGAGGGCUGCGGGGUUUGUCACUUCCAGGGGGUGGGGAGAGACUCAAGCCCAAGUUGCCCUGCUGUCUGUGCAAGAGCCUUUUUGAAGCACUUCCAACCCCCAAGUGAACACACCAACAGGGGCCGGGGGAAGCCGCAUGCAGGCGGAAGCCCUGGGCCUGUGCCCUGCACGUGGGAAGCGAGACAGCAGGUGCCUGGCGUCCCUUUGUGGCCGACCAGCCUCUGCUGCCAGCUGAGAUGGAGAAAGGCAUUUGGGGAAGACUCACAACUGCGCCCAGGAGUAGAGGGGUCUUAGCCAACUGCAGCGGGCCGGACAGCAGCCCUAAAGCGAGGGCUCCCCACGACCCGGGGAACACACAAACGUGACCUUAUUUCAGAAAAGGGUCUUUGCGCACGUAACGACGGAUCUCAAGAGGAGGUCAUCUGGAUUUGGGGUGGGUCCUAAAUCUAGUGACAGGUGUCCCCAUAAGGAGCAACGGCCACGUGAAGACAGGCAGGCGUUCGAGUUCUGUGAGUGAUGAGCCAAGUUACAGCAAGAGUUCCCAGGAGCUGCUAGAAGCCAGAAGGGAAGCAAAGAAUGCCUCCCUCAGAGCCCCUGGCCCUGCUGACUGAUUCCAGCUCUGGCCUCCAGAGCGGUCAGCGUAAGGUGUCUUCAGCCACAGGUCUGUGGUGACUUUGUGGCGGGGGCUCUAGGACGUGAACACCCCCGUCAGGUGUCCCCCACGAGCCCCCUCAACUGAGCACAGUGCCCCCCCACCCCCCCAUGCUCGCCAGCCCACGGGAGUCCUAUGCACCCCUCAGUGUGACCAACGUUUACCAAACGAAUAAAAACACUUCUCAUU